CUCUCUCUCUCUCUAUACUUUCUCCGAAGGAUGAAAAUGAAAGCUUGUGGCUCUCAGCACAACAUGCCAAGGCGAUACUACUGGGAGGCUGGAUUGCUAGGGAACUGCUUCUGAGUCAGUCAGUCAGUCAGUCAGUUAGUUAGUUAGUUAAAGUUAGUUGCAAGUCUUUUUUUUCACAGACACAGCCACAAAGUUUGACAAAGAAAUCUGAAGUUAAUUCCAUCCCUCCUGCCCCCUCUCUCUCUCUCUGUGUCUCUCUUUCUCUCUGUUUCCCCACAUCCCAAGACCUUUUCGCUCCUGAUAAGAGGCAGCAGUUUAAACCCACCAUCAAAGCUGUUUAUUUUGGCAUCUUUUUUUUGUGUGACUGCUGUAGACUGAUACACCCCUGAACAUCCAGUGCCUGGGACUCUGCUGCAGCCAGUGAUUUACAGUGAUUUACACAGUGAUAGAGAGAGAGAGAGAGACACACACACACACAUACUCUGUCUGUCUGUCUCUCUGUCUCUCUCUCUGUGUGUGUCUUUGCUGAUAUUCAGCCCACAGGCGAUUACAGCCUUUCACACGAGCUGUUUAGUCUUAAAAACAACACAGAAGCCAAGGCAAUCAGGAGGAGAAGCCCUGACACGAGACACCAGCAAAGCCGGAGGACAGGAAACCAGAGCGUCACCAUGAAUGGACUUAUCCUGUUGAUGCUGAUGGCGUUGUUUGACCUGGUGGUCGGAGUUGGGGUCAGGGCUGCGAUGGGGGAGGGGAAGGAGCAGCCCGGCCAUGCCCCCGCCCACGCCCCCGAGGAGGAGGAGCCGAAGCUGGUGUACGGCGAUGCCCGGCACAGAAGGGCGACGGGCGCGCAGGAUGGCCAGUGCUCCUACACCUUCAUAGUGCCCCAGCAGCGGGUCACGGGCGCCAUCUGCGUCAACUCCAAGCCGGAGUCGGUGGCCGGCAGCCUGGUGGAGAGCAGGGUCAACAAGCAGGAGAUGGAGGUGGUGACCAGUGAGCUGCUGAAGCAGAAGAGGCAGAUCGAGAUCCUCCAGCAGCUGGUGGAGGUGGACGGCGGAGUGGUCAACGAGGUCAAACUCCUGCGUAAGGAGAGCAGGAACAUGAACUCCCGCGUGACUCAGCUCUACAUGCAGUUACUGCACGAGAUCAUACGCAAGAGAGACAACGCCCUGGAGGUGUCCCAACUGGAGAACAGGAUCCUCAACCAGACCUCGGAGAUGAUGCGUCUCUCUAACCGCUACAAGGAUCUGGAGCACAAGUACCAGCACCUGGUCUCUCUGGCCAACAACCAGUCCAGCCUGAUCGCCCGGCUGGAGGAGAGGUGCCAACUGCUGCCCGCUGCACACCCAGUGCAGCCCCCGCCCCCGCCCCCAAAACACCCCGUCCACCAGAUCACCACCAACGAGAUCCAGAGAGACCAGAAUCACCAGGAGCGGCCGCAGCUGGUACAGAACCUGCCAGCCUUCCCCUCCAACGUGCCCAUCACCAGCACGCCGUCCGGGCCGUGGACGGACUGCCUGGAGGCCUUGGAGGGUGGCCAAGAGGCCAAUGGGAUCUACCUGCUGAAGCCAGAGAACACCAACCGCCUGAUGCAGGUCUGGUGCGACCAAAGGCACGACCCGGGCGGCUGGACUGUCAUCCAGAGACGCCAGGAUGGGUCCGUUAACUUCUUCCGCAACUGGGAGACGUACAAGCAAGGCUUCGGGAACAUUGACGGGGAAUACUGGCUGGGGCUGGAGAACAUUUACUGGCUGACCAGCCAAGGCAACUACAAGCUGCUGAUCACCAUGGAGGACUGGCAAGGCCGCAAGGUCUUUGCGGAGUACGCCAGCUUCCGCCUGGAGCCCGAGAACGACUACUACAAGCUGCGUGUCGGACGCUACCACGGCAAUGCCGGUGACUCCUUCACUUGGCACAACGGCAAACAGUUCACCACACUGGACAGGGACCGGGACGCUUACACAGGGAACUGUGCUCAUUAUCAGAAGGGAGGCUGGUGGUAUAAUGCCUGUGCCCAUUCCAACCUGAACGGGGUGUGGUACAGGGGGGGUCACUACCGCAGCAAGUACCAGGACGGUGUUUACUGGGCAGAGUUCCGGGGCGGCGCCUACUCUCUCAAGUCCGUGGUGAUGAUGAUCAGACCCAACCCCAACACCUUCCACUGAGAGUGAGCUCCCCACAGCGAGACCCCACCACCACCCCCCCCUCACCUGCUCGGCACACACUGGCCAAGCCAAGCCAGUGCCCGCCCGGCUUCACAUCACCGUCAGCAUCGACGGGUGCUUCGUUCUUCAACAGAGAGUUGGGGAGGGGAGUGGGGGGUGGGGGUUGGGUUAGGAAGAGAAGGGGUGGAGCCGGAGUCUAGGGACAAUAUUGGUCAAUGUAUUUAUUCCAGUCAAACUUAAGAAGAAUCCAUAAACCAUGUAACAAUACACCAAACCAUCUCUGGAGCGAGAUUGUCGACGCUUGCAGUUGUGUCUGAACUCACAGCCCACCCUGUGUUUAUUUAGAAGGUUCCUUCUCAAGUCCUGGUGUUAAACAGGUCUUCGAGGAACAGCUGGUGGCACUUUUAUAGAUGACUGGGUGGGGGGGAUUGGAAGCAGAAAAGCAAGCAGUGUAGUGGCUCUGGCUACCAAUUCCCAUUAAAGCCAUCAGCCCAACACCCCCCCACUUCCACCCCCCCCCCCCAACCCCGAAACAGGUAGCGAAAGGUUGGGGCAUUGUGCGUCUGAAGCUGGGGAGGGUGUGGUGUGUUUGUGCGCGCGUGUAUUUGCUCUCAGCUCUCUACCCCCGAAACUUUGGAAGGCCCUUUUUCUACCCCUCCGUCUCACCCCCUUUCCAUCCCCAUCUCGCGCCUGAAGACCUUCCUCUUCGACCGUGCCUACGGUCACCUCCCCCCCUGACUUGGCAAGGGGUGCUGUAUAAAUGCAAGUUGUUGUUGUUGUGUGUGUGGGGGAGGCGGGGGGAGUGUGGAUUACACCAACUAACGUGUUCUGUUUGUAUAAUCGCGACGCAGGGAAUGAGAUCUGACCCAUCUAUGUGCACUGACUCAGUGUACAAGAGUGGUUAGUUCUGAGCAUUUCCACAGGAUUUCUCUCUCUCUCUCUUUCUCUAUCUCUCUCUCUGUCUCUUGGCUGUAACAUUCGCCUGGUCCCAAGUGCUUCCAAUGUGUCAGCCAUUGUAUUUGUUAAUCAAAAGUAAUAAUAAUAAGCUUGAAUGAACACUCACUGGCUUGUCCAUCCUGAUUAAACCUUCUGAAUAGACCGUCUGAAACCCAUUGCGUAAAGAACCCAGCUAAGUCUGCACAACCAGUAAAGAGGGGCGUCGUGGGAGAACGAAGGUGUGUGGGGGGCGGGGU
Callorhinchus milii (elephant shark) is the source of this 3355-nucleotide messenger RNA. RefSeq names its product angiopoietin-related protein 2. The record is from RefSeq and is a predicted model, not a curated record. NCBI's taxonomy places the organism in Eukaryota, Metazoa, Chordata, Chondrichthyes, Chimaeriformes, Callorhinchidae. The transcript has 5 exons. The coding region runs from base 669 to 2162 and encodes 497 amino acids.